This is a messenger RNA of Carassius gibelio (silver crucian carp), 2871 nucleotides long. RefSeq names its product protein Wnt-10a-like. The transcript has 4 exons. Lineage: Eukaryota; Metazoa; Chordata; Actinopteri; Cypriniformes; Cyprinidae. Gene Ontology annotation, biological process: neuron differentiation; cell fate commitment; multicellular organism development. Gene Ontology annotation, molecular function: cytokine activity; frizzled binding. Gene Ontology annotation, cellular component: extracellular region. The record is from RefSeq and is a predicted model, not a curated record. Bases 121 to 1455 code for a protein of 444 amino acids.
GUUACUCUGAUGUGUACAUGAGUUGUGUCAGAUGAUAUCUCAGCGGAGGCUCACAUUUUCAUUCAUUCUGAAAGCUUCAACUGAUAGCUACAGCAGAAAAGUUGUAAAGUGGUUUCAUGAAUGAGGUAUCACGACAUCGCUUGGUACUCUCCAGCAUCAUUUUAUUCUUCGUCAGAUUUGGACGAUCUGAAGCUGAUCGCUGGAAAGCUGAGCGCGUAUUGGACCGAUCUUCUCCUCGAGCAGAAGAGCUGUUGUGAGAGAGUUUUGCAAAAGUGCACCAGCAGCAGCAUGGAUUACUUUUUAUUUCGACUCUUCUGUUCUUUAUCUUUGGCGUCGCUUCUAGUUCAAAGGGCAAACUCAAACGAGAUCCUGGGACUAAAGAUCCCCUUUGACCCUAUUCUCAAUGCCAACACGGUGUGUUUGACCCUGCCCGGCCUGACAAAGAAACAGCUGGAUGUAUGUAUGAGGCAUCCAGAUGUGACAGCCUCAGCCAUACAAGGCAUCCAGAUCGCCAUCUUUGAGUGCCAGCAUCAGUUCAGAGGACACCGCUGGAACUGCUCAAGUCUGGAGACCAGGAACAAGAUCCCCUAUGAGAGUGUUGUCUUCAGCAGGGGUUUCAGAGAAAGCGCGUUUGCAUAUGCCAUCGCAGCGGCCGGUGUGGUGCACGCCGUGUCCAACGCCUGCGCCAUGGGCAAGCUGAAGGCCUGCGGCUGUGACGAGAAACGCAGAGGGGAUGAGGAGGCAUUCAGGAUCAAACUCAAUCGUCUCCAGCUGGAGGCUAUCAACCGGGGUAAAGGCAUGGUGCACGGUGUGAUGGAACACUUUCCCGCCGACACUCUCGGCCCCCAGGACUCCUGGGAAUGGGGCGGCUGCAGUCCCAACGUAGAGUUUGGGGAACGCUUCUCCAAGGAGUUCCUAGACUCCCGUGAGACAUACAGAGACAUUCACUCCAGGAUGAGACUUCAUAACAACAAAGUUGGCAGGCAGGUUGUGGUGGACCACAUGAGGAGGAAAUGCAAAUGCCAUGGCACAUCAGGAAGCUGUCAGCUCAAGACCUGCUGGCAGGUGACUCCAGAGUUCAGAACGGUGGGCUCGCUGCUGAAGGAUCGCUUCGAUAUCGCCACGCUAAUCAAAGCCCACAACAGAAACACAGGUCAAGUGGAGCACGCCCACUCGACGCACCGACGGAGAGCCAACGCUAACGAUCUUGUCUACUUUGAGAAGUCGCCGGAUUUCUGCGAGAGGGACACUGGGUCGGACUCUGCCGGGACGCAGGGCCGGAUCUGUAACAAGACCAGCCAGGGAAUGGACAACUGUGAGAGCCUGUGCUGUGGCCGGGGCCACAACAUCUUACAGCAGACUCGCAGCGAACGCUGCAAUUGCAAGUUCCACUGGUGCUGUUACGUUGUUUGCGAGGAGUGCAGGAUAACAGAGUGGGUCAGCGUCUGCAAAUGAAAUAAGCAAUCAUCUAUUAAAUGUACAAAAACUGAAAUUAAACAUAGGGAAAGACUGAGAAAUCCCUCCCUUUUGCAAUGGACUGCCAUUUCCAUGAUUCCAAUGGAAAGCACAAAAGCGGACUGAGAUGUUUUGAGUGCUAGAGAAGUGUGCACGUGUUUGCGCACUGCAUGGGUCCAAGCACAAGAUUUCAGACUGAUUUUGGACUUGCACUGCAUAUAAUUUCAUAAGGGAUUUUUAAUUUAAAUAAAUUAAGAAUAUGGAUAUAUUUGUUGAGUAAAUUACCAACAGAGCACUCAUCGACACUACAUAGUGUUUGUUUUGUUUCAGUUUUUUAAGAAAUUAAUGGCUCCUAGUCCUGUAAUAUAGCACCACGCAGAUGCAUGGGAUUCCGGUACAUAAAGAAGAGAAAUAAAUAUAUCUAUAUAUAAAUAUAAAUACCUUUGCACAGAGCAUUUUUUCAGAAGAGUUUACCAAAUUAACUCCGAAUGAGUAUAUACAUAUACAUAAAACCACUUUAAAACUGGCAAAAGUGUAAACUGGUCUUCAUAGGCUUUUAAAGCACAGUCUGUGGAUCAGUCCUGGUGACCCGUGGAAAGAACAACACUGUUACAUGGAUCUGGGCAUUGGUUAUGGACAAAUCUCAUGAGAAAUAGAUUGUAAAAAGGAUCUGAGGAGACUAAAGGUAACAAAAGAAGCUGGACUAAACCUCUAAAGAUGCUUGUGUGUAUGUUGUUUGCCUGCAAACUGUUGGCUGCAUGUGCCUCUGUUCACUGUAACAGGAACAUAUUCACCAGAGCUUUUAAUCUCAGUCAAUAGAUAUUUAGAUAUAUGUAUAAUCACGUCCUGAUCACCACAUUGUAAUGUGGUAGCUAUAGGUCCCCUCAACUCACUCAAAUUUAUAUAAAAAUAAAACUCCAACAAGUUAUUUUAAACAUUGUCCCAUAAUGGAAGAAGAACGUUUGUUUGUUUUAAUCUGCUAAUUUUGUUCUGUUCUUUUGGUUUGCUUUGUUGUUGUUAUAUUUAUUUAUUUGUGUGACUUUUUUUCUCAUGUAAAAAUAAAUGUCAAAACAUCAAAAGUGCAUUUGUAAAAAUAUACAGAGUCAGCUGAGUUUUGAGUUGUCCGAGUUAAUUCCGGUUGACUUUUAAUUUAGUUUGAUUGUUUGCACAUUUAGACCAAUUAUUCUGGAGAAAAUGACUGACAUGUAAUACUGUGCGAGGUGAGCGUGAUAAUAUGCCUUUUUUAUUUUAAAUGAUAUAAUUUGUUUGAACAUAUAAGUUAUUUUAUUUUGUGGAUAACUUAAUAUUUGUAAAACAAUAAAGAACUUAAUUAUAAAUGGUUAAAGAAUGAUGUUGACAUUCCUGCACCUGGUCUUAAGUGUCAAUUUUUUCGAAAUUAAGAUUUAUAUAUCAUUU